Molecule: messenger RNA, 4428 nt
Organism: Mercenaria mercenaria
Lineage: Eukaryota; Metazoa; Mollusca; Bivalvia; Venerida; Veneridae
Product: probable G-protein coupled receptor 156
Exons: 8
Coding region: 2304-4319 (671 amino acids)
Biological process (GO): G protein-coupled receptor signaling pathway; gamma-aminobutyric acid signaling pathway
Cellular component (GO): G protein-coupled receptor heterodimeric complex; membrane
Molecular function (GO): G protein-coupled GABA receptor activity
Source: RefSeq, a predicted model, not a curated record
AAUGAUAAGGAUUUUUUUUACAUGUACUUCGAUAAAAUAUAAUUAUGUGUAUUUCAUGACAGCUGUUCUGAAAUCUUUAAAGACAGAAAAGGAAAAAAAAACAUUGAGAUAUAUUAAAUAAUUAUAUUAAUUUAUUGACCUGUCCGCAGACUUUAACACUCUGACAUACUGAAAGGGUAUGUCGAUAUCAAUGCCUAUGCAAUGACUUAAAAAAGAACAUAAAUCCGUAUUAUUUAACUUAGCAGUUUAAUUUUUAAUUAAUUUAAGAUUUAUAUAUAACGUUAAGUGGAAACACGUUAAAUCGACAACCCCCCUUUGAAUUUUUGGUAUACAGUUAUGUUAAACAUAAACAAAAUUUGAACUAUUGUAUCUGAAUAACAGAAUUAAGAUAUUUACAUUACGUGAUAAUUUGGUAAAAUUGGAAAUUAAAUGAUUUUUAAUUUGUCGGAAAUCUUCUAAGGAUUAUGGUUUACAAUUACCUUGUAUACAUUGUUGAUAGUUCUCAGCUGGGUACACACAUCCAGGGGCGGAACGAGCAUAUUAAAGCAGAAUGGGCAGCGCAUUAAUUUCAAUGUAUUCAUUUAGCAGUUUUGCUCUUCUUUAAGUAACUUAAGAACAGAAAAUUCUAAAUGUGUAAUAUUCUGUUGAACUCUCGCUGUUUUUUAUUUUUUUUUUUUGUUUUUAAAUUAUGGCAACAACUAAGGUGGGGCUUCCAUGGCGGAGUGGUUAAGGUCGUUUACCUCUGUGGGUUCCAGCCCUUCAGGCUCGGAUCGUCAUGUCGGAACCCAGCCAGCUUGCGCGUGAAAUAUCGAAAGUUCACCCCAGGUGCCCGCCCUUACCUAAAAUACAGUAAAGAAGAUCACCAGAGAUCGUUCAACCUCAUUUAAAGCUGGAAAAGUCUCUAUAUGGUCUAACCUGUGUCCGUCGGUUAAACUUAAAACCAAACAACCAAACAAAAAUCACUGCAUCAAUUAAAAGCCCUUGAUCCUAGAUUUUACUGAAUGCUGGCUACGCCCCUGUCUAGCUCUUAAAGUGGCACUGGUAUUAGAAUUAUUCUCGUGUGAUACUUCAAAUGUAUAUAAGAACUUAAUUUUAAACAGAAAGAUUCUAUUUAAUUAAGAGUUAAAUUUUCAACCGUGUUGCGUGCUAAUUGAUCAGUUAAUUGAAUAUUUAAAGCGUGUUCAAAUAAUUUAUAAAAUAUGGAUAGUUUAGUAGUUUAGGUUAACAUGGACAAUUGGUCCGUUACACGUAAAGGACCACUAAAAUACUUCGGUGAGAGAAAACACUGUAAUUAUGUCAUUCAUGUUCAUUUAGUGUGCAUUUGUAAAAAAAAAAAAAAGACGAUUCUUUGUUGAAGUCAGAUGUCUUUCACUUUCUGCUGUUUUUUAGUUUUUUUAUUAAAACGCUGGUCUGCAAUGUGUGAACCUUUUUAACAUUACGAAUCACACUUAAUAUGGACAAAAUCAUGUCUUUCUUUCAUUACCUUUGAUUGUCUGAUUUUUAUGUCAUGAAUAAUUUUGAAAUGUUUACAUUCUACAUAUUUUGCCGUAUGCAAUGAAAAACUUACGAAAAUACAAAAAAAUUAUUAAAGACUAACUAUCACGAUAAUUAUUGAUUUAUUAACGAUCUUAAGGCGAUAGUUAGUGAUGAUACCUAUUUAAUGAUGGACGUCCGAUUUUGGAUAGGUAAGGACAGCAGGACAAUGCAAAUAAUUGAGAUUGUUUAUUUUAUUACAUCUUUAUUAUACGAGGAAUGUGUUGAAAGUAUACAUUACUGCAGAGAUAACAAUCUUUUAUUUUGUUUAAAGAUGACCUCUGGAUUCCAAAGUCAUCAUUUAUCUGAUUCGAUCUUUUUAGUUUAAAACUGCAAAAUGUACAUGUAAGAUGAAACACGGAUCAGAAUCAAUUUUGUGAUGAUGAUGUACAUAAAAUGAUAGUGAUCGUGUACUCGACUUUUCAUGUUUCAUUAAAACAUGUAACUAUUUUAUGACUAAAGUUGCAUGAAUUUUUAAUAAUCUGAUCUUGAAACGAAGAUCAUUAACUAGUGUAUUCAAAAAUAAAAUCUGAAGGGAGCGGAAAUUCAUUUUAACGGAAUAGAUAUGUACUAAAAAAAUUUGUUAAUGGAAAUUAAUUAUAAGUUAUUUGGAAUGGUGUGUGAUACUUAUCAAUGGCAUGCAUCGUGCCAUGAAUCUUUAUUGUGUGUCAGUAAUUCCCAGCAAGAAGGAAUUUACCAAUGUCGGAUUUGAAAAAUACGGUCGCGCUCAUGUGAAAUUACCGCAUCUAGACUAGAGCUGCAGAAACAAUAUGGUGGCUUUGAGUCUCGGGACGUUUGUAGUUGCGUGCGCAUGUGCAACUCUUGGACUGAUGAUCUCUCUUAGUUUUCUUGUCUUUCAUAUCUACCAUCGACAGAAUAAAAUUGUAAAGAUGUCUAGUCCAUACAUGAACAUGGUCACAAGUUCUGGCGCCAUGUUACUGAGUGCUGUCUGCUUUUUGUACGGCCUUGACUUCAUUCUAGAACAGAGACAAUGGACGCGUACAGUAAUGUGUCAGGUUCGUGUGUGGGUUAUAGUUACUUCCAUCACUCUUAUACUCGGGCCACUAUGCACCAAGGCGUGGAGGGUUCAUAGCAUCUUUAAAUAUGGUUUUGCCAAAAAAGUGGUAAUAAAAGAUUCAAAACUUCUAACCAUCAUAGGCGGCCUUCUGUUAGUCGAUGUGACACUGUUGUCACUGUGGCAGACCAUUGACCCUGUGUCUUCUAAAACAAAGAUUUUUGCUGAAACGGUUAUCGAAAAUGAAAAUUUCGCCGUAAAGAUGUUCAAUAACACGGAAAGUAUUCAAGAAUGUACUUGUGAAAAACUCCCAGUAUGGGUUAUCGUUUUAACUUUAUGGAAGAUAACUCUGAUGAUCUCUUGUCUGAUAUUUGGUUGGAAAACAAAGGCAGUUACCGUCCCUUGCCUUAAUGACGCUGCCAACACGUUUGCCGCAAUAUUUGUUAGUAUUAUUAUAACUUUCUGUGCCAUCAUGACAAUCACGUCACUCCGUCGGAACCCGGAUGCAUCGCAUAUAAUAGUGACAAUGGCGAUUGCGACUUGCAUCAUCCUGUUUCAGAUUAUUUUAUUCUUGCCAAAGGUACAAUACUGGUGGAAAACGCCCGACGAUACUUCUCCAAGAAUUUCGACAGCGUCUUUGAGAGAAAUAGCUAGUGCCGAUAUCCCGCCUUUCCAUUUAGGGGACGAGAACGCAAACACUUACCCUGACGACGGACUUCUCAAUAUCGUAGAGGAAAAUAAGGCACUAAAGGAAUCAUUACUCGAGAAAGAAGGGAUGAUAACGGCGUUACAAAGCCACUUAGACCACGCCAAAGAGAAAUUAACCAAGCUUCCGACUGACUUGGAAACAAAAGAGGGCAUUCCUCCAGAUUUAGAUGCAUCUUCGGGUAUUUACGACAUAUUACGAUCACCCGAGCAACUUCCGGAUAGAAGUGGACUCUAUCGUGUUGAAGGAACUCCAAGAAGUGCGCAAAGCGAGGAAAUCAAUGACGUUACCGGAAGUCAAAAUGAAUCGGAUGAUCCUCGACAUCACAAUAAUUUGAAAUACGUAGAGUCUCAAAGUUUUCAAAGUAUUGACAGUAGACGAAGUUUUGUAGCUGAAUUUACUGAUAUAAGAAAUUCUAUUGAGACUGAACUUGACAGUGCUACAUUCAUCAAUUCGGAUCUACGUAAUUCCUUGUCGGCGGAUAUGGAGAGGCCGUACAGCGAAACAGAGUGGCUAUAUGAAUCAAAUGCGGCACCUGAGCUUGCAGGGUCGAUUGUUCAAUCAUACAAUCUUGGUGAUAACCAAGAAACGUUUUCUUUCAUUCAGUCACGUCUACCGCGGGAAAACAGUGUAUUUCAAGUUAAACGGUCUCGUCGAUCGAGUAUAUCGUCGGCAAUGUCAAUGCCGUCGUCGGAAAAUGUAUCUACCAGAAGUGCUGAAGUAGACAAUGUUUCGUUUGAAGUCACUCCUUCAAUGUCACGUGACUCGGCAACUCCAAACUCUCAGCAACACGCGGCCAUUCUGAGAUACUAUUCUUACAGACAUUUGGAUGAUGGGUUUAAACGCUUUCAGACGUACCGUGUAAAUAGGGACGUUCGACCGCCUAGUUUUAAAUUUAAAUUCCGGCGAAAUAUGCCAAAUAACUCUUUCAGAACUAGGGGCUCAGCCUCUGUAAAUGCAAAGGUGCAGGAAAACGCACCUGCAAUAUACUCCGUGCCAAACAUUAUUCAAAAGCCCCCAAGAGUGUUUAAAAACGCGGACUGGCCAAAAGAUUCUUUUGUCUAAAUUAUCCAAUGAUUUCAUAAAAGAAUGCAAUUAAUAGGGCAAUGAUCUCCAUAUACUAUUUGUGAUAUUUGUUAUGAUUUGAAAUUUAUUAAAUAAAAUGUAUCAUCAA